CGCCCCCAUGGCACGCGACAAGAUGCCACCGGCAAAGGCGCCCCCGCCUACGUUCUCCUCCGCCGACACGCGCUUCAACCCUGCAAACUUUGUGCGUCGCAACUUAAACAACCAGGUCAUGAACAACCAAGUGAACCCGAUGGCCUCAUCGCCCUUCAACCCGUCGUCGCAACCGCGCCCGAUGGCUGGCUUCCCGAUGGCUGGCUACCCAUCGUCGCCAGUGCUCACGCCCGUUACCCAGCCCGCGCGCUUCCAAGCCCAGCAAUCUGGCUCAUCGCGCUUCAGCAACUCGUCGCCCUCUAGGUUCCCUUCGCUGCCCUACAUCCCCCCGUCGCAGGACUCAGAUCCGAUGCUUGGAUCCGCAACCUCUCCCGUGCUCAUGCCCGGUGACCUGCCCACGCGCUCGAGCAACUCGUCGCCCUUCAGCAACUCGCCGUUGCACACGAGUCCGAUGCUUGGAUCCGCAACGUCGCCUGUGUUCAUGCCCGUUGACCAGCCCACGCGCUUUCACGCUCAACAGUCUGGCCCGUCGACCUUCAACUCGUCACGGCACUCGCGUCCUUUGUAUGGACCCGCAUCGUCGCCUGUGUUCACACCCGUUAAUCAGCAGCCUGCGGUCUUCAAUAACUCGUCACUGCAUACGCGCCCGGUACUCGGAUCCCCGUCGUCGCCCUUGCUCACGCCCGUCAGUCAGACCACGCCCUUCAGCCACUCGUCGCUGCAUACGCGCCCGAUGUUCAGCUCUUCGUCGCCUUCGUCGUCCCCUGCGUUGACAACUGCUAAGCAGCCAACCCUGUUCCAAGCUCAACCAUCGCCCUUGGGCAACCCGCCGCUGCAAUCGCGCCCGCUGCUUGGCUCUCCGUCGUCUUCUGUGUUGACGCCUGCUAAGCAGUUUACACCGUACCAGGCUCAACCGUCGGGCUCGUCGCUCUUCAGCAACUCGUCACCGUACUCGUGCCCGAUACGUGGUUCCCCAGCGGCUUCUUCUGCACCCACAACCGCUAACCAGCUCCCGCUAUUCCAAGCGCAACAACCAUCAGGUUCGCCGCUCUUCAGCAACUCGUCACCGCACACGGCACCCAUUCUUGGCACUCCGUCUCCUGCACCUACGCCCGCUAACCAGCUCAGACUGCUCCAAGCGCAACAGCCGUCAGGUUCAUUGCCCUUCAGCAACUCGUCGCACGCGGGUCCAGUUUUUGGUACUUCGUCUCUUGCACCCACGCCUGCUAAUCAGCUUAUGCUGAUCCCCGCCCAAGGCAAUGAGCAUGACGCGGGCAUGGGUGUUCAGAUCAAGCAGGAACCCGACUCGGACGAUGACAACGUGGGUGCUCCGGUCAAUCAGGAGGACGACGUUACCCAUGUUAUCACGGGUGUUCGGAUCAAGCAGGAACCUGGCAUGGACGAUAUCAACGUGGAUGGGCCAAGUACGCAGCAAGACAUGCAGUCAGCCAAGCGCGAGGCGAAGACCGCCAAGCGAAAGAAGAAGAAGAAGGAAAAGCUGGAGAAGAGAAUCGACGAGCUCAAAGAACGGUACAUGAAGGAUCUCGGCAUUACCGACAUGCAUCAGAAACGUCCGCGAUACAAACUUCGAAAGCACCGUGUCAUGCCAUCAUACAGAAAACUGCGUGAGGAAGCAAGCGCGGAGAUAGUCAUGGAAACCGCUCGCAUUUAUGCCGAAAAGAAUAAAGCGAAGCACAAGGGCGGACUGGACGGACUGGAUGGGCUUGGUAAGAGAUUGAAACGCCGGAUCCUUAUAAUUCAAGAGCAGCGGGACUUGGCCGCACUGGAGCGUUUGAAAAGUGAGGCGAAAUUCAACUUUAUGUCUCAGAACGAGAAAGACGCAUUCCUCUUGGCCAAGCUCUGCAAUCGCUGUGGUGCAUACCACAACAGCGAUGGGUGCACAAUCCUCGAUCGCGAAAAGAUUGCGAGGCCCAGCAAAAGGAGUCUUCUUGCUAAGACUAGAGACUUCAGGUUGGAGGAAUUGAACGAGAUGAGGAUGCGCGAAGACAUGCACAGCCUGAACGAAGGCGUGCUCGGGAUGGACUUGAAGGAGCAGUAUCCGCUCCCCGACUACGAUGUUUCCCACCUGGACCUGGAAGCGAAGUGAUACUCGCUCAACGGCAGAUUGAUGCAGCUUGUUGGAUGUUUGGUGCUGGAAACAAGGUACAAGGAGCGAUUGAUUAGGCCAGGUUUGUUUUUGUCAUGGAGAGUUAUGGGCACGUCAGGCUACAGUAGAUUCUAAUCGUAAACCGAGU
This is a messenger RNA of Aplosporella prunicola CBS 121167, 2255 nucleotides long. RefSeq lists its product as uncharacterized. Bases 8 to 2107 code for a protein of 699 amino acids. Lineage: Eukaryota; Fungi; Ascomycota; Dothideomycetes; Botryosphaeriales; Aplosporellaceae. The record is from RefSeq and is a predicted model, not a curated record. The transcript has 2 exons.